GAGGGCCCACAGGUAAUUACAAUCAAGGAUCUAGACCACGCACUCCGGACGCUUGGACGCCAAUGCACGAAGAAGCAGCUCGAGUACAUGAUCUGGGAAGUCGAUGAGAAUCUGGAUGGCGAGAUCGAUUGGAAUGAGUUUAAGAUGAUGUACCAUCGCAAUGUCACAGAUGAGACUGGUCUCGAGCCCUUCGAGCUGUUCAAUAUAGUCCAAUUCAUGACUUACCUCCCAUCCCUCAAAAUAGACAAAGACUUCAAAGCACAAAUUACUGAGGAUGAUACCAUGUCAACCCUCUUCGCCCGAUAUGGC
This is a messenger RNA of Aureococcus anophagefferens, 309 nucleotides long. RefSeq lists its product as hypothetical. The record is from RefSeq and is a predicted model, not a curated record. NCBI's taxonomy places the organism in Eukaryota, Pelagophyceae, Pelagomonadales, Pelagomonadaceae. The transcript has a single exon. The annotation marks the transcript as partial. Gene Ontology annotation, molecular function: calcium ion binding.